Messenger RNA from Orbicella faveolata, 1581 nucleotides. RefSeq lists its product as uncharacterized. Lineage: Eukaryota; Metazoa; Cnidaria; Anthozoa; Scleractinia; Merulinidae. The record is from RefSeq and is a predicted model, not a curated record.
UUCUGAGCUAUCAGUAUCAGCUUAAUUUUACGUAAGCACCGUCAAAUAAAUGUCACAACAUUCCUUAUCUCCGAAAUCGAAUGCUUGGGAUCACAACUCCGAGAUGUCGUGACGCACUUGACAACUUUGCAUAAAAGGGAGGAACUUUGAGCGAAGCUUGCGACACAAGUCUAAACAAUACGUAGAGAGCGAAAGGUACUAUAAGUUGCGUAGACGAGAGAGUCAACAGUCAUUCCGCAAAAGCUAUGGUUUAUCUAAAAGAAUUCGUUUCGGUGUGUCUCUUAAUAGCCUUCCUAUUGACGUUUACAAGUGCGAGGAAGGACAAAGAGCUUGCAGCUCUUAACAAAAAAGUUGAUAAAGUCCGACGCUUUUUGUUACUACACGCGUGGAUGCAGUCAGAAAGAGAAACGUCCCGAAGGUCCAAACGAGCAACGAAGUCAAGAAGGAGGGCAAAGUUUCGUCUGCCAUAUUUUCCACUUUAUCCAAUAGACGUGCCAGUGUGCAAGGAUGCGGAGCGCGAAUCAAAGAGCGGCAUGUGCAAAUCAUGGGCAAAGUCUGGUUACUGCGAAAAAGUCAAGUACGUGAUGUCGAGGUACUGCCCCAAGGAAUGCAAAUAUUGCAAGCAGUUCAGCCCUCCUGGAUGCCAAUCGGGGAAGUACGGGUGUUGCUGGAACAAUCUCGAAGCCAGGGGGCCAAAUGGACGCGGAUGUCCAGUUUGUAGGGAUUCUUAUGGCCGGCUAUGCAGACUGUUUGAGUACUACUGCCCCAAACCUGGAAAAUAUGGACAGUUUGUUCGAUAUCACUGCUUCAAAACAUGUGGAUGGUGUGACAAGUUUGCUCAGCUCAGAAAUAAACAGGCAUCAGAUGCUCUAUAGUUACUCCAUCUAUUUAUGGGGAGUUUCUUGAUGUCAAAUCCUUCAGAAAAGCUCAGAAGAACAAGACAUAUCUCCUGAACAAGGAUUACCAGUCACUGUUUGGUGAGGACAUCUUAGCCAUGCAUAACUGACAAGAUGUCUGUAUGCAAUUUGACACUUUAAUGAUCAUAUGGGGAUAGUUUUCAAGAUAGUUUAUUGUCUAGUUUCUGGGUCUCUUGAAUUUGCUGUGGUCAAUCCAUUUACAAUAGGUGAUGUUGUGUGUGAUGAUACUGAAAUGGACUUGAAGUAAAGGUCUGGAAUAAAGCCAUACUGACAUUUGGUAGCAAUGGUAGUUUACAAAUUAGAUGAAGAAGGGGACUUAAACAUAAUAUUUUUGGUAAUGAUAGAUCAUAAGAUCAUAAUGAUAGAUCGUUUUAUAUAUGAAAUAAAAAAAGGAAGGAAAUAUACAACUCCAUAGAAAAGAAAUUUAUCCACUCAGCCAACAAAAAUGCAGUGUCAGUAUUGUUAUCAAGAAGAGGCUCAAUUUCAUUACCAUAUUUACUCUGUAAGCUUCAUUGCGUCUUUAAAAGAUUUACUCAAAACUCCUUUAUACAAGAAAUGUGACGAGAAAUGAUUUUUUAGUAAUUUUAACAAGUUUUGUACGUCUAAGGUUGAAAUGACCCAGCUUUUACAUUUAUUUUGGAUAUUCUCCCCAAAAACAUUGUUU